CCGCACCAAACAGAAGGAACUCGCACAAAACAUCAGAGAUGGCCUCCGCAGUCUCCAACGUCUUUCUCUCCCCAAACCCACAAAUUCCCAGAAGGAGCAUCAAUCUCGCAGCCGCUCACCAUGUAACACUUUCUCCGUCUUCUUUUGUCAGAUUUUCUAGAACCUUUGAAUGGAAGAGAAGGGUGAUAUGUGCUUCUGCAUCUGCAGCUGGAAGCUCUAAUCCUAACAGUGACCUGAACCCAUAUGAGGUUCUUGGUGUGAGUCCCAUUUCGGGAUUUGAUGCAAUCAAGGCAGCCUAUACUAAAAAACACAAAGAGGCUGAGCAGAGUGGCGAUGAGUCAACUGCUGCUCAACUAGAAAGAGCAUAUGACAAAGUGAUGAUGGCUCAGUUAACAAACCGGAAAAAGGGUGUGACCUUUGGUCAAUUUAAGGUUUCGAAGGACAUAAAAUAUGCCGAUAAGCAGCCAAUUGUGCCAUGGGGGCCAAGAUUCACCAAGUCUAGCAAACAAGAUAUGCUCAUCAACUUGGCAAUAUCUGCUGUAUUUACAGUUUGGAUUGUUGUCAAGCGUAAUGUUGAGUAUAAACCUCUUCAAUUUUUGGCCUUUGCAUUUGUUUAUCGGAUUUUUGAGAAGUUGAAAUCUUUUGAGGCACCUGUAUCUACAACAUACACAGAAGAGGGUGAAGAUGAUGGCCGGGCAUUGAGAAUGGGAAAACGGCUGCUUCGUUCUCUUGCACUAGUUUUUGGUUGUAUUGCCUUCUCCUCAGUGGCUUACACAUGUAUUUUGAAUUUGAUUGAGUAUGCAGGCAGUUACAUACCAUCUUUCCUUUACAAUAACCAGGAAAUGCUAGUCACCAGUUCUUCAGCUGUCAUGUUGUACAUUAUGGCAUCAUAUUAUCGAUGAGGAAUCUAGCAAAGAGCCACAAGACGAUGCCAAGAUCUUGUGGGGAACUGAUUUUAUCAUUGUGUUUUAAAUUAGGAAGUCAAAAUUUUGUCAAAUGAGGUAAUAAUCUUGUCAUGUUGUUGGGGGAAAAAGAGGAGGAAGUGAUUUUGGCAAUGGUUUGUUGUUAUGGUUUAAAAUGAUUUUGGUAAUUAAGGGCCUAGCCAGUAGAAAAUAAAACUUAAAUCAGAACUUUUUUUAAUGACUA
Tripterygium wilfordii is the source of this 1146-nucleotide messenger RNA. RefSeq lists its product as uncharacterized. The transcript is spliced from 10 exons. Bases 39 to 902 code for a protein of 287 amino acids. The record is from RefSeq and is a predicted model, not a curated record. Lineage: Eukaryota; Viridiplantae; Streptophyta; Magnoliopsida; Celastrales; Celastraceae. Gene Ontology annotation, cellular component: chloroplast membrane.